AUGAAAUUAUCAUCUAUCUUAGCUUCAGGAUUUUUAUUAUCAGGUAUCAUUGCUUCUCCAAUUGCUGCUUCUUCAGAUGUUACAGAAAGCUCUUUUACUUCCACUGAUAAUUCUACUGAUAUCAAUGCGGCAGGGAGUGAAAAACUUCCACUUUGCUUUGAUGCCAAUAAGAGUGUUUUCUGCCAUGGUAAUAGCUACAGAGCCUGCUAUGCUUUUCUUAGUCGUCCUGGUGUCAGUCCAAAAGAUGCUAAAAGUCAAUGUUCUUUCUGGUGCAGCAAAAUCAAAACUGUUGAUGAAUGUAAAAGUCUAAAGAAAAAAUUUGAUUUCCAUCCAAAAUUCAGCUGUGACAAAGACGCUAAAUAUUGUUAA
Hansenula ciferrii is the source of this 369-nucleotide messenger RNA. RefSeq lists its product as uncharacterized. The record is from RefSeq and is a predicted model, not a curated record. The transcript has a single exon. Bases 1 to 369 code for a protein of 122 amino acids. NCBI's taxonomy places the organism in Eukaryota, Fungi, Ascomycota, Saccharomycetes, Phaffomycetales, Wickerhamomycetaceae.